This is a messenger RNA of Aspergillus pseudotamarii, 1759 nucleotides long. RefSeq names its product enoyl-CoA hydratase/isomerase family protein. The transcript has a single exon. Gene Ontology annotation, molecular function: catalytic activity. NCBI's taxonomy places the organism in Eukaryota, Fungi, Ascomycota, Eurotiomycetes, Eurotiales, Aspergillaceae. The coding region runs from base 234 to 1088 and encodes 284 amino acids. The record is from RefSeq and is a predicted model, not a curated record.
CUUUGAUUUUGAGUUGCUAACGAGCCGAUAUAUGUAUGGUAGGUCAUCUCUAGCAUAGAGUUUGACCAUAGAUGUAUACUUGCUCUCCUAAAAAGGCCUACGCCUCGGUCCAAGUCCCUGGAAGUGGAUCUGCGGAGACCCGAGGCUAAACGCUUGGAUACAAAUCACCAGCUCCGCACUUUUAUCAUCAAAGUGCCCGCUCCGCUUAUCUCCCGUUGAAUUCAAACAUCACUAUGCAGCCAGAUUCAGAUUCAGUUCUUGUGAGUUCCACAAGUGACGGAAUUACUACUAUUAAAAUCAACAGACCGCAUCGAAGGAACGCCGUCAACCCAACUACCGCAAACCUUCUCUACGAGAAAAUCCUAGCUUUCGAAAGCGACCCCUCACAGAAAGUAUGUAUACUCACUGGGAUGGGCGAUACAUUCUGUGCUGGUGCCGAUCUUCACGAAGUAGCUGGACAAGAUAUUCGCGACGCUCUCGGCAGCGAAACCCAAGGAAGACGCAGUCACUUUCAAGCGCCACCGGAAUCUGGCGAACAAUCUCUAGGUCCGAUGGGUCCAUCACGACUGCAGAUCCAGAAGCCUAUCAUCGGUGCUGUCUCCGGGUAUGCAGUGGCAGGUGGGUUGGAAUUAAGCCUACUCUGCGAUAUCCGCGUGGUGGAAGAGGAUGCCGUGUUCGGGGUCUUCUGCAGACGAUGGGGGGUACCACUUAUCGACGGAGGCACAGUUCGUCUCCAGGCAGUUGUGGGAUUGGGAAGGGCGCUUGAUAUGAUUUUGACUGGACGUCCAGUCAGUGCGACCGAGGCCUUAUCGAUGGGGUUAGCAAAUCGUGUUGUGCCAAAGGGGAAAGCUAUGGAAGAGGCCACAGCUAUUGCGAAGCAAUUGCUUUCGUUUCCGCAGCUUUGUAUGAAUGCGGACCGGGACUCUUGCUACUAUAGUGCGUACCAGGCUAGCUCGUUUCAGGAUGCACUGAGACAUGAGUAUGAGAAGGGCGUGAAAGUUUUGGACCUUGAAAGCAUCAAGGGAGCUGCUCGAUUUAGUCGCGGUGCAGGGAGGCAUGGAAGUUUUAAGAAUGGCUCACGUCUUUAAGUUCAUUCUGGAAUUGCGCAUUUCACUUGGAAUAAUGGCCCAUACCAAGUGUCGGGACAGGCGAUCGAGGUUUCUUGUUUACAGUCAGCAUGGAUACUGUUAUAUUGUUCAAACACUCGCGAAACCAUUUGGAUAUAGCUUCUGUUAGGGCAGAGAAUAUCCUUCUUUUAGAAGCUCAGAUACAUGCAGACUUCUGAAGCUGAGUUUAUUUGAGAGAGCUUGCGAAUCCAUUAAACCUCGCAUAACGUUUAAGAAUGUUAGAAAUGCCCAUGGGAAGCAUGGCCGUGAAUGGCCAUAACGCUUGUAUAUAGACGUGUCUUGUAUCAACAAAUUGCAUGAAUGAACCCAAUGUGGUCUAUGCCAGAGGUAUUCCUCGUUACUCUUUAUAUCUCGAACAGACCUGAAUCAAUAAGGCCCAUAUCCAUGUUAGACUCUUCACUGCUGCCAUGCACUGCUGUCUGAUCUGUUUCUUUUGCUGAGUGAAAAGCUGAAGAGACCUUCCAAACGGGUCAAGUUGACAGUUGAGAACCACAUGGGCUAGGCCAGACAGUGGAGGACGGAUCUAGCAGCUAGACUGAAGAAUGAUCCACUUGCCGUACGGUGCGGGUACAAAUUAGGUGCUGAUGCAGUACUAGUGGGUAGGCUCUGAACUGUGACAGAGCAUUAGAACA